CAUUUGAUACGGGAAGAGGGUAUGUUAUAGAUAUCCGUGCGUAUCCAUCCCGUUUAUGUAUCUCUCCACGCCUACCCCCCUCCGCCACCAACCCACCGAUUCACUCGCCCGCGGGGUAGAACUCGCAGUCCUCGCCCCUCCUCGCGCGCGCACACGAACCCUCAUCGCCCACAAUGACCCUCGCAAGUUGACCAACUCAACACGCCCGCGACAUCAACACAACCCCGUUCGACGCACGACGACUACAUACCCCCUCCGCCGAACGCCAGUAUAUAUAUACUCCCUAACCAAGCCCUCCUUCAUACCUCCGACACGCGCUACCAGCAUCCGCCACACACAAUCGCCCCGCCACCAUGCCCCCUCCCCCGCUCUCCCCGCACGCCCUCGCCCGCCAGCAAGCCCGCGACGAACAGCGAAAAGCGGACGAGAGCUGGAAGGACGUCGAAGCCGCGAGGGCGGGAACGAAGCGCAGCAGCGCGCCGGACGACGACCUCAGGCAGCAGACGCUCCGGGAGAAGCUGCGCAAGACUAGGGAGGAACAAGCGCUGGUGCAGAGGCAGAUCGAUACGGUAGAGCGUAGGGCUAGGCGAAGGAGUGGCGGCGUUGGGGUUUAUGAAGAUGAGGAUGCGCGGGUGGCGAGGGAGGAGGAGGAGGAGAUGGAGGAGCUGUAUCGACGGGCCGGGGAAUUGGUGGCAAGGGAGCAGGAGAAGGAGAUGGAGUGUGGGGAGGAGGAUGGGGACAGGGAGAGCUCGCCUGUUUCGGAGCUGUCGCGUACGCCUACACCGCCGCCGCAUAUGGUUCGGGAGGAGACGAGGUGUGGCGAGAGCCGGAAGCGCGCUGAAGCCUUUCGACACCCGCCUUCUACGUCGUUGAUUCGGUAUAUGUCUAAGAAGAAGCGGAGGGGCGGAUCGAUGCCGGGUGGCGGCAAGAGUGAGAAGAUCAGCCUCAACGUCGCGAAGCUGACGACCGCCGCUGCGUCGACUUCCGUCCGAACCCCGGCGAAGGCUAAGAAUGCACGGAACGCCUCCGGGAACACCAACACCAACGCCAACCACUCACCAACUUCUCCAAACACCAUCAACACUAACCCUGCCGCCCCUACCACCACCACAAAUAACAAGAGCGCCACGAACAACAACACUCCCUCCCACCGCGCUACUCCACCCACCCCUACCACUAACAACAACGACAACACUACCCCCGCCCCCGACGACCCCACCCUCCUCCAACGCGCGCUCAGCUUCACCGUCCGCUGGCUCGCACGCCACGGCAACCCCGCCCUGGGCCCCGUCUUCGCCGCCCUGCAGUCCUCCGCCCAGGCCGACGCCUCUGUCGCCAACGUCCUGAUCGCCGUUAUGCGGCAGCGCGCUACGGCGGAGGAGUGGGAGCUGUUUCGCCGGUGGGUGAAGAAUGCGAAGAACGGCGAGGAGGGCGAAGGUGGAGAAGAAGAAGGCUGACAAGGAUGAGACGAAAGGUGCGGCAGCUUCGACAGCACGAGCACGAGCUGGGGACCGCCCUGCGAAGAAGAAGCGAGGGGCAUAGUGUAUACAUUUUAGGUUGGUGGUGGGGUUUUGGGUUUGAUGUUGGCGUGAGUGGAAUGUAGGAUGUAGGGAUGGUACUGAUAUUCCGGACGCUGGAUUGGAUACUUGUUUAUAUAUGGAUAGAUGUAAGUGGUAGAUAGAGAGUAUAAUGUUUGUUUGUUAGGUUGUGGCUCAUUGGUUCAUUCAGCAUGACUCAGCGAGAUUUUCUAACAUUAGUUCGAAG
This is a messenger RNA of Trematosphaeria pertusa, 1764 nucleotides long. RefSeq lists its product as uncharacterized. NCBI's taxonomy places the organism in Eukaryota, Fungi, Ascomycota, Dothideomycetes, Pleosporales, Trematosphaeriaceae. The record is from RefSeq and is a predicted model, not a curated record. Bases 354 to 1457 code for a protein of 367 amino acids. The transcript is spliced from 2 exons.